AUGUCUCGAUAUCUGGCAUGGGGCAGUAACAUCACCGGCUCGCUUGAUCCGCUCAGUGGAGAUCAAACCAUCCGCGAACCUCGGGAUGUGACCGGCUCUAUUGGCUCUUCUGGAAUCGUCUGGACAGGUUGGGCCAGCACUGUCGCGAGGACUGCGGACGGACUGAAGAUGUGGGGAGGCUCCCCACUGAAUGAUCCAGGACCUUUCACUGAUCUGGCUCUCGGUGCGGUCAAGCGGGUCCUGGGCUUUGACAGUGUGCUAGCCUAUCUUGACGGAGAGGGAUACGUGCGGAACUUUGAAGGCCAGAAAUCAGCUCAAGCCUGGAAUGAUGUGACCAUUUCAGGGCUUGGUGUAGUAUUCGCGUUCAAACAUGAUGCUGGAGUCUGUUUCUUCCCCACUCUAGACGACCUCUUCUCCCCCACUUCCAGAUCCGAAACACCGCUCUCCUAUCCCACCCUCAACCCCUCCCAUCCCGCCUCUCUAUACAGCAUGGAAUCCCGCGCCUUCCUCCAUUCGGCCGGACCCAUGCAUCAGCUCUUCGAGAUCAUCUCGGACGACCGGGGCAAGCCUUGCCCACCUCGUCUAGAACUCAUUGAGGACCUCGAAGGGAUGGAGUUCCAUAUCGUGCCGGGAGCAAGAAACCGCUUAGGAAUCGUGACAACUGCGGGGGAGGCGUAUGUGCUGGACAAGCGGUCGGUCGAGGUGGAACUUGUCGAAGCACCGGGGGAUGUGAGGCUACUGGGCCUUGGAUCGGACUUUGAGGUGGUAGUGACGGAGCAAGAGGAGGUCUUUACCAGUUUGGCCAGCUCGGAUUAG
This is a messenger RNA of Dioszegia hungarica, 816 nucleotides long. RefSeq lists its product as uncharacterized. Bases 1 to 816 code for a protein of 271 amino acids. The record is from RefSeq and is a predicted model, not a curated record. The transcript has 4 exons. Lineage: Eukaryota; Fungi; Basidiomycota; Tremellomycetes; Tremellales; Bulleribasidiaceae.